Molecule: messenger RNA, 1134 nt
Organism: Exophiala oligosperma
Lineage: Eukaryota; Fungi; Ascomycota; Eurotiomycetes; Chaetothyriales; Herpotrichiellaceae
Product: secondary thiamine-phosphate synthase enzyme
Exons: 2
Coding region: 1-669 (222 amino acids)
Source: RefSeq, a predicted model, not a curated record
AUGCCUACGACGACGACGACGAGUCUUACCGAUUCGAAAUACUUUACCGUCACUUGCGUCUUCAUACUGCUACUCGCUUUGUUCCCCGGUCUACCACAGUUUCUCGUCGGACUACCACUCUGCGCCUUGAACCUAGCCAUUUCAGCAACAACCCGUCAAUCCUCUUCUUCAUCUUCAUCAUCGUCGCCCAUCGUCAGUUGUCCUUUGAAUAGCCUCAACAACGACAACAUGUCUACUUCUUGGUUCCAAAAGACCUUCACCCUACCCUCCAAGUCCAGAGGCUCGUACCUGAUCACCGACCAUGUCGAGUCCUCUCUGCCCGAGAUCAAGGACUACAAAGUCGGUAUCCUGAACCUCUUCAUCCAACACACGUCGUGUGCUCUGUCGUUGAAUGAAAACUGGGAUUCCGACGUGAGGGAGGACAUGAGCGACGCCCUGGACAGAAUUGCUCCUGAGGAUCGAAAGGGUAACCUUUACCGACACUCUGCCGAAGGUUUGGAUGAUAUGCCGGCACAUAUAAAAUCAGCAUUGGUGGGGGCGAGUGUGACGAUCCCCAUCACCGACGGUACAUUGAACACUGGCACGUGGCAAGGGAUUUGGUAUCUAGAAUUUCGGGCUUCGAAACACACGAGGAAAGUGGUUGCCACGAUUCAAGGAGAGAAACGAUGAGAAGAGGCACAGUCGUCCUCAACUUCUCCAAAGUUGGUAUUGCAGAAUCACAAUGUCUAGCUAGAAUCAGCUAGAAAAUCAAAAAUAAUCCCGACUUGAGAAGGAAAUCGGCUUUCUUUGAAACAAAAAAAAGGAGAGGAAGUGAGGUGACAUGUUAUUAUUGUCCUGGGCAAAGGGGGGCAAGGGAGGCAGAAGAAGAGGGGAAAGGUUAUACAAUACACGUUGUGUUUCUUCUCUUUUGUUUUUGGUUGGCUGUCCAUCACAUAAGCCCAUGUGAUUUCACUCUGAGCCAUCAUUGAAGGGUCUUGGUGAUUGUUGAGGAAAGAUUCACGGGAUCAAUUGAUGGUCGAGUGUUUGUUUGCGAGGCUGGCCAGCGUGCGAAUUCAUCUACACUGCCCGAUAGACUGGUAUAUGUACAUCCUCAAGCCUCAGCCAAGAUAACCCAGAUCAAAGAUAGCCUUAUCG